Molecule: messenger RNA, 2385 nt
Organism: Neoarthrinium moseri
Lineage: Eukaryota; Fungi; Ascomycota; Sordariomycetes; Amphisphaeriales; Apiosporaceae
Exons: 3
Coding region: 1-2385 (794 amino acids)
Biological process (GO): RNA 3'-end processing
Cellular component (GO): TRAMP complex; nucleolus
Molecular function (GO): mRNA binding; poly(A) RNA polymerase activity
Source: RefSeq, a predicted model, not a curated record
AUGGGUUCCCGAUGGCCUCCGCCCUCCGGGCCUGGAUCGCGGCAAGCGAGCAGACCCGAUAAUCGAUCUGAUGGCUAUCGCCCCGCGUUCGAUGGCUACGCACCCCCACCGCCGUCGUGGGGUGGUAACUCUAGGGCCAACGGCAAUGGUAAUGGCCACAACUACGGCGACCAGCGUGGAGACUCAUAUCGCGCAUCUUACUCCGACUCGCGCAGGGACUACGGCCGCGACUACGACCGCGAUGCGCGCAGCAAUCGCGAUGGCUACCGCCCCCCUCAGGGCGAUUUCACAUUUCGUGCCGAGCGUCCGCCGGGCGUGCAAGAGAGCUACGAUCCAUACCGCGGCCCUCCCCCCGGCCCUCGUGGCGACGGAUACCGCCCCAACGACGGCCCCAACUUUGACCGCGCAGGUGGCCGUACAAGCAGACGCCCCAGGCGUGGCGGUCCUGGAGGCCAGGGUUUCAGAGGCGGUCGGGGUGGCGCACCUUUCCGUCGGGCACCCAUGCUGGCUGCGGACCGUCCAUUCUUGCAUAGGAAGCAUGAUGAGAACGUCGAGCACCUUCUGGGUGAUACCACCGGCAAGGCCACCUACCGUUCCCUCGAGGACCUGAGUGACAGCGAUGACGCUGCUAUGGACAUCUCGGGCGAGUCGGGGUCGGAAGACGAGAGACCCGCCAAGAAGCGUGUGCGGCUGGCGGACGACGGCGAAGAUGCCCCCAAGUGGUCGAAUCCGGACCCUUACACCGCGCUCCCACCCCCCGAUGAGACCCAACGCAAGAAGAAGGAUGUCGUCCAGAUGAUCCGCAAGGCUCGUGUUGAUGCCGACUCUCAGAAACCCGCUGCCAGCGAAGCAGCAGAUUUUAUCUCCUUUGACUUCAGCGACGAUGACAACGACGACAAGAACAAGCGUACCAAUGGCCCAUCGAAGCAGUCGCAGUCACAAUCGCAGCCGCAGUAUCAAAACGGCCUGUCCAAUUCGACGGCGCUGCCCCACUCUACCUCCGUCUCGUCGACUCUGCCGCCCCGCCCCAGUGCUGCUGAAAUCUCGGUUCUCGAAGGCCAGCGCGCAAACGGCAACCUCGACACCAAAGACAAUCAGGGCCAAGGAUCUGCACGGGCUCAUCCGCCGUCGACUUCUACGCGUGCUAGAAACGGCCCCGUUGAUCUCACACCUUCCAGUACUCUUGGCAGCCGCAAGCGAACUCUUGAUGACAAGAUCAAACGCCCCCACCAGAGACUGCAAAAGGGUAGGAAGAUGAAGGCUGACGGCUACAUUGACCUUGCCUGGCAGGUCAAGGAUGGCGAGUCCCCCUGUCCGUGGGCUACUCGUGACCACAGUUCAGAGCCCAACAUGGGCGUCCGCUUACACAAGGAACUUCGUGAUUUUUUCGAGUAUGUGCGACCGAGAGACUUUGAGCAGAAGGUUCGCCAGGACAUGGUUGAUGGUCUCAAGAGUAUCGUCAAACGUUGGCGUUCUACCGCGAAUGUUCGCCCUUUUGGCUCUUUCAUGUCUGGUCUCUAUCUACCUACCGCCGACAUGGACAUUGUCGUCUGCUCCGACAGUUUCCUUAGAGGAGCGCAGCCCUCUCUUGGCGCAAGGAACCAGCUGUUUCGACUGAGGGAUUUCCUUAUCGGCCAUGGCAUACCGCAUGCUAGAGACGUCGAGGUUAUUGCCCACGCCCGAGUUCCCCUGGUGAAGUAUGUCGACGAAGCCACUGGGCUUCGCGUUGAUAUCUCCUUUGAGAACGUCGGCGGCGUUCAGGCCAUCAAUACCUUCUUGGCAUGGAAAGAACAGUACCCCGCCAUGCCCAUCAUCGUCGCCAUCGUCAAGCAUUUCCUCUGCAUGCGCGCUUUGAACGAGCCCGCCAAUGGAGGCAUUGGUGGAUUCUCUGUAAUCUGCAUGGUUGUCAAUCUGCUCAACAAUUGGCCAGCGGUUCAGAGCGGCACCAUGAACCCUGAGCAUCAUCUUGGCGAGACUUUGAUGGAAUUCUUCAGGGUCUACGGCGUCGAGUUCGAUUUCGAGACCACAGCCAUCAGCAUGAACCCCCCGCGGUUCAUUCCCAAGCACCUGGUCAGCAAGCUAGUGUACAGGAACAUGGAUCGUCUAUCCAUCAUUGACCCUAACAACCCCGAGAACGACAUUUCAGGUGGCUCAUCGAACUUUCCCCUGGUUCAGAAGUGUUUCAAGCUUGCCUACGAGUCUUUGAAAGAACGGAUGGAAGACUUGGCCCAAGGAGAGAAGAAAAUCCAUGGUCACAACACCAUCCUCGCACCUCUACUGGGCGGGAAUUACUCCUCGUUCCGUUACCAGAGGGAGUACCUACGAGGAAUCGCCGAGGGUCGAAGACCUGAAGUAACAGAGGCGGAUCAGGCUGAGCAAUGGUAG